Aureobasidium pullulans EXF-150 is the source of this 1026-nucleotide messenger RNA. RefSeq names its product aquaporin-like protein. The record is from RefSeq and is a predicted model, not a curated record. Gene Ontology annotation, biological process: transmembrane transport. The transcript is spliced from 2 exons. Gene Ontology annotation, cellular component: plasma membrane. The coding region runs from base 1 to 1026 and encodes 341 amino acids. Lineage: Eukaryota; Fungi; Ascomycota; Dothideomycetes; Dothideales; Saccotheciaceae. Gene Ontology annotation, molecular function: water channel activity.
AUGCACCAUCAACAUCAACAUCAAGUUCGUCGUGCACCCUCGGACUCUUUCAGAAGUCUGCGCUACGACACUCAAAAACGAUCAUAUCGAUUUGACAACUUGUCUGCCAUUGAGAGUGAACCUCCUCGAGGCCACAGACCCGGCUCUUUCUAUGGUGGAAAUGGACGCUCCACCCCUGUCGAAGAAAUCCUCAGACUUCCUCUGACAUGGUGGAUGAACUCUACAGCCAAGAACCACUUUGUCGCCAUGAUCGGUGAAUUUGUCGGUACUACCAUGUUCCUCUUCUUCGCCUUCGCCGGCACUCAAGUCGCCAAUGUCGGCGCACAAGACAGCACCACAACCACCAACGCCACAAACGGGUUUUCACCCAUCGUUCUACUCUACACCGCCGUAUCUUUCGGUUUCUCCCUCAUGGUAAAUGUCUGGAUCUUCUUCCGCAUCAGCGGUGGCCUCUUCAACCCUGCCGUAACUCUCGCCAUGGUUCUCGUCAAAUCUCUGGAUUAUGUCAGAGGCUCUCUUCUCUUCAUCGCACAGAUUUGUGGAUCCUUGCUCGCAUCUGUACUGGUCAGAGCGCUGUUCCCCACCCAAUUGAACGUCCGCACUACCCUCUCUGCCGACACGAGUAGAGUCCGCGGCGUCUUUAUCGAAGCAAUCCUUACCGCCGAACUCGUGUUUACCAUCUUCAUGCUCGCCAAGGAAAAGCACCGCGCCACUUAUAUGGCUCCCAUUGGCAUUGGCAUGGCCCUAUUCAUCGCGGAAUUGGUCGGUGUAUAUUAUACCGGUGGUUCCCUCAACCCCGCUCGCUCUUUUGGUCCUUGUGCAGUUACUGGCGUUUGGGACUCGGAACAUUUCGUGUACUGGGUCGGUCCGGCGAUCGGAGCGCUCAUUGCAGUGGUGUUCUAUAAGUUCAUCAAGAUUUUGGAAUAUGAGAUCGCAAACCCCGGUCAGGAUGCUGAUGGAGAGGAUGAGGGGGUUUCUCCUCCUGUCAGUAGAGAUGGAUGGAGGAAGAAGGAUGAAGAAGCUUGA